GAAGCCAUUACCCUCCGGAGGCGAUUGCUGCUGUACACAUGGGCAGAGGAGUGGUUCACCGCGGCCACUUCCGAGCUGUUGGUCCUCGCGGCAGACCAGACCUUUCAAUGAGCUUCUCGUCCCUUCGGCGACAGCUUCCGUGACCUCUGCUCCCCGUGAUUCUCUCCUCCGUGAUAUGCCUGCUCCAAGAGUCCCAUGAGAGCGAGAGAGUAACUUUCUGGUGCCAGUGCCCUGCUUUCGUUCAGGCAAAUUUACUAUCAUUCUCGCAGGAUGGCAGCUCUUGGUCUGUCUCCCACAUCUGCUAUGUCCAACCAGGAGCCUGCCUAUGUCCAUGAGUCAGAAAUUCCUCUUUCUUCAAAAGACCAUUCCUGUCCCCAGGAUGUGGAGCUGUUUGCAUACAAUGGCCUGGAGCCUCAUACAUCAACCAGUGUCGGUUCCCAGGAAUCAGUGACUUUCCAGGAUGUUGCCGUGGACUUCACUGAGAAGGAGUGGCCGUUGCUGGAUUCUUCUCAGAGAAAACUGUACAAAGAUGUGAUGCUGGAGAACUAUAGCAACCUUGCCUCAGUGGGGUGUCAGGUGGGCAAACCCAGCCUCAUCUCCCACUUGGAGCAAGAAGAGGAGCUGAGGACAGAGGAGCAGGAACUUCACCAAGGCCCUUGUCCCGAUUGGGAGACUCCAUCUAAAACCAAAUGGUCAAUUCUUUUGGAAGAUAUUUUUGGGAAGGAAACAUCUAAUGGUGUGACAAUGCAGGAAAGCAGUCGGCUUGGAGAGAAAUCCAGUGAAUAUGCUAACCUGUUAGACGUCUUCAGCAUGGGUGCUCAUCUUACUCAGCAAAUGGGAAGGCACACUAGCAAGAGGCCUUAUCACCGCCGGGACUGUGGGGUGACUUUCAAGAACAGAUCCCAUGUAACCCAACAUGUGAACAUUUACAAUGGGAGGAAAAUGCAUGAAUGUCAUCAGUGCCAAAAAGCCUUCACCACGAGUGCUUCCCUUACACGGCACAGGAGAAUACACACUGGGGAGAAACCCUAUGAGUGCAAUGCCUGUGGAAAAGCUUUCAAUGACCCCUCAGCUCUUAGGAGUCAUGCAAGAACUCACCUCACAGAGAAGCCCUUUGACUGCAGUCAGUGUGGAAAUGGAUUCCGAACCCUCUCCUCACUGAAGAUACACAUGAGAGUUCACACUGGGGAGAGACCUUACAAGUGUGAUGAAUGUGGGAAGGCAUACGGCAGGAGCUGCCAUCUCAUUGCACACAGAAGAACACACACUGGAGAGAGACCCUAUGAAUGUCACGACUGUGGGAAAGCUUUCCAGCAUCCCUCACAUCUCAAAGAGCACGUCAGGAACCACACUGGAGAGAAACCCUACGAAUGCACACAGUGUGGAAAAGCCUUCCGAUGGAAGUCCAACUUUAACUUGCACAAGAAGAACCACAUGGUAGAGAAAACAUAUGAGUGUAAAGAGUGCGGUAAAUCCUUUGGGGACCUCCUGUCACGGAGAAAACACAUGAGAAUUCACAUUGUAAAGAAACCUGUUGAAUGUAGACAGUGCGGGAAAGCCUUCAGAAACCAGUCCAUCCUUAAGACACACAUGAAUUCCCACACUGGAGAGAAACCAUAUGGGUGCGAUCUCUGCGGGAAAGCCUUCAGUGCAAGCUCCAACCUAACUGCUCACAGAAAAAUACACACUCAAGAGAGGCGCUACGAGUGUGCCGCCUGCGGUAAGGUCUUUGGUGAUUAUUUAUCGCGGAGGAGGCACAUGAGCAUUCAUCUCGUAAAGAAGCGUGUCGAAUGCAGACAGUGUGGGAAAGCCUUCAGAAACCAGUCGACCCUUAAGACACACAUGAGGAGUCACACAGGAGAGAAGCCUUACGAGUGUGAUCACUGUGGGAAAGCCUUUAGCAUCGGCUCGAACCUUAAUGUGCACCGGAGGAUACACACCGGGGAGAAGCCCUACGAGUGCCUGGCCUGUGGGAAAGCCUUCAGUGAUCACUCGUCCCUCAGGAGUCACGUGAAGACGCACCGGGGAGAGAAGCUCUUCACGUCGUCGUCAGUGUGGAAAAGGCUCCAGUGACACAUCUCUUCAAAGAGAAACACGAGAGCGCAGGCUGGAAGGGAACCUGGCAGGUGUAAGGAAGGCAGGAAGCCUUGAUGAACUCAUCUCACUGGGCACAA
Molecule: messenger RNA, 2174 nt
Organism: Physeter macrocephalus (sperm whale)
Lineage: Eukaryota; Metazoa; Chordata; Mammalia; Artiodactyla; Physeteridae
Gene: ZNF317
Product: zinc finger protein 317
Exons: 7
Coding region: 271-2073 (600 amino acids)
Biological process (GO): regulation of transcription by RNA polymerase II
Molecular function (GO): DNA-binding transcription factor activity, RNA polymerase II-specific; RNA polymerase II cis-regulatory region sequence-specific DNA binding
Source: RefSeq, a predicted model, not a curated record